AUGUUUGGAAAAGACGGUUCUAUCAAGAUAUUACUGGUCCCCGCGCUCAUAAUAAUGUUAUUACUCUCAAUAAUAAUAAUAGUUGGUACUGUUUUUUACUGCAAAUACAACAGGGAAAUGGAAAAAAGAAAAAGAGAAAUUGCGAACACGAACCGACUGGUGAAGAAGAUUAUCGUUCAAAAACAAAUGAACAUCGAUAAAGAUUUUCAGGAUAUUAUGAACAUGCCUGUCGUUUUGAUUCAACAAUUGAAAAGUGGUGAAGUUAGAAAUGGGAUGGUAUCAGAUGGUGAAUAUGAGAUGUCAUUAGACGAACGUUGGGAAUAUCCUCGAAAGAACUUGCGCAUAAUAAAACCUUUGGGGGCAGGUCAAUUCGGACAGGUUGUUCAAGCUGAAGCGAGCAAUAUUUUAGGACAGGAAAACGGAACUACAAUUGUAGCUGUAAAAAUGCUCAAAGACAAUCAUACUGACUCAGACAUGAUAGAUUUGGUAUCUGAAAUGGAGGUACUAAAAGUACUAGGAAACCAUCCAAACAUUGUACAACUACUUGGCUGCUGCAGCCAAGGAGGAUCCCUGCUUUUAAUUACAGAGUAUGCUGAGAACGGAAACUUGAAACAUUUCCUUCAAAGACGCCAAAAUCAAUCCACUGAAAUGGCUGAAAAUACUCUUUUGGCUUAUGCUCGUCAAAUUGCAAAUGGGAUGACUUACCUAGCUUCUAUGAAGUGCAUUCACAGAGAUUUGGCUGCUCGAAACAUUCUUGUAACAGCAGACUACACGAUGAAAAUAGCGGAUUUUGGCUUAACCAGAAAUGUAACAGAUUCGGAGUACUACAAGAAAACAACAGAAGGCGUACUUCCCAUAAAAUGGAUGGCACCUGAAGCUUUAUUUGACAACAAAUACUCGAUAAAAUCUGACAUGUAA
Planococcus citri (citrus mealybug) is the source of this 918-nucleotide messenger RNA. RefSeq names its product fibroblast growth factor receptor 3-like. Bases 1 to 918 code for a protein of 305 amino acids. Gene Ontology annotation, biological process: cell surface receptor protein tyrosine kinase signaling pathway; positive regulation of kinase activity; protein phosphorylation. Gene Ontology annotation, molecular function: transmembrane receptor protein tyrosine kinase activity; ATP binding. The transcript is spliced from 5 exons. The record is from RefSeq and is a predicted model, not a curated record. Lineage: Eukaryota; Metazoa; Arthropoda; Insecta; Hemiptera; Pseudococcidae. Gene Ontology annotation, cellular component: signaling receptor complex; plasma membrane.